AUGCCUAAGGCAGCAACCAAGCGUGGCGCGGCCGGCAAGGUCGAGAAGAAGCGCGGCAAGAAGGGUACGUCUAUGUUCUCCCGUUUAGUCAACUGCGGUCUCGUCGACAAGUUACUCGGGUGUUUGGCUACCACGGCCUUGAACAUCUCCAAGGCAUUUGAAAGACUGCCCAACGAAUGUUCUCGGCCGUUAGCCAUGCCCCCGCGAAGCCAAACGACGCAGUACCCCAACGCCCCCAAGCGUGGCCUCUCCGCCUACAUGUUCUUCGCCAAUGAGCAGCGUGAGAACGUCCGUGAGGAGAACCCCGGUAUCUCGUUCGGACAGGUCGGCAAGAUCCUCGGUGAGCGCUGGAAGGCCCUCAACGACAAGCAGCGCGCCCCGUACGAGGCCAAGGCUGCCGCCGACAAGAAGCGCUACGAGGACGAGAAGCAGGCCUACAACGAGGAGGAUGAGUCUUCUUAA
Molecule: messenger RNA, 462 nt
Organism: Colletotrichum gloeosporioides
Lineage: Eukaryota; Fungi; Ascomycota; Sordariomycetes; Glomerellales; Glomerellaceae
Product: Non-histone chromosomal protein 6
Exons: 3
Coding region: 1-462 (153 amino acids)
Source: RefSeq, a predicted model, not a curated record